AUGUCCUAUCCAGUCAAGGAGUUUGCAGGACCCGAUCCAACCAGCGCAGACAUCAAAAAGACCUUCAAGUCCAAGAGCACAAGCAAGUACUUUGACCCUUGCGAAGAGUCAUCACGCGCUUCACUCAAGUGCCUUGAUAAGAAUGCGUAUGAUAGGGAAGCCUGCUCAGACUUCUUUAGAGCGUAUCGAGAGUGUAAAGCAAGGUGGAUGGAGGAACGUCGGAAGGACCGGAAGCUUGGCAUUCUUUGA
Protomyces lactucae-debilis is the source of this 249-nucleotide messenger RNA. RefSeq lists its product as uncharacterized. The coding region runs from base 1 to 249 and encodes 82 amino acids. The transcript has 2 exons. The record is from RefSeq and is a predicted model, not a curated record. NCBI's taxonomy places the organism in Eukaryota, Fungi, Ascomycota, Taphrinomycetes, Taphrinales, Protomycetaceae.